This is a messenger RNA of Eptesicus fuscus (big brown bat), 507 nucleotides long. RefSeq names its product histone H2B subacrosomal variant-like. Gene Ontology annotation, biological process: nucleosome assembly. Lineage: Eukaryota; Metazoa; Chordata; Mammalia; Chiroptera; Vespertilionidae. Gene Ontology annotation, molecular function: protein heterodimerization activity; DNA binding; structural constituent of chromatin. Gene Ontology annotation, cellular component: nucleosome. The transcript has a single exon. The record is from RefSeq and is a predicted model, not a curated record. The coding region runs from base 76 to 459 and encodes 127 amino acids.
UAAAUGUGAGCGCUCCCCCCACUCCUGGACCCUUCUCCUCUCCACUCCUAACUGUUAAGGAGAACAACAUCUACAAUGGCCAGAUCCACCACCAAAAAGACUAAGUGCUCCCGAGGACAUCGAAACCCAAGCUCCAGAAAGAAAUCACAUUCCUGCACUGAUUUUAACCGAAAUUAUUCACUCUACAUCCGGAGGGUCCUGAAAGAAGUGGAUCCCCAGAGGAGCAUAUCAUCUGGCACCUUGGACAUCAUGAACUCCGUGAUCAACGACAUCUUUGAGCGCAUUUCUACGCAAGCCUACAAUUUGAUGUGUUUCAGAAAUCGUUGUACCCUCACCCAUGAAGAUAUCCAGAAGGCAAUGUAUAUGCUGUUUCCUGGGAAACGAGCUAAGUACGCAGUGACUUUUGGAAGUGAAGCUGUCCAAAGAUAUGUCCACUCCAAAAACAAUUUACCAGCUUAAUUAAAUCUUGGGGAAAGUAAACCAAACUUACCCAAAAGAUCACUUCAA